GCUGAAGCAAGAUGGCCGGCAGCCGGGCCCCGGCGUGACCGCGCGCUGCCCCGCGAUGCCCCAGCCCCGCGGCCGCUGACCCCCGCCCCGCCGGGCGCCAUGUCGCUGCUGUGCGUCGGAGAGAAGUUCAACACGUACGUGACCUUGAAGGUGCAGAAUGUUAAGAGCACCACCAUCGCUGUGCGGGGCAACCAGCCCAGCUGGGAGCAGGACUUCAUGUUCGAGAUCAACCGCCUGGACCUGGGGCUGACGGUGGAGGUGUGGAACAAGGGCCUCAUCUGGGACACGAUGGUGGGCACCGUGUGGAUCCCCCUGCGGACCAUCCGCCAGUCCAACGAGGAGGGCCCGGGCGAGUGGCUCACGCUGGACUCCCAGGUCAUCAUGGCGGACAGCGAGAUCUGCGGCACCAAGGACCCUACUUUCCACCGUAUCCUGCUGGACACCCGCUUCGAGCUGCCCCUGGACAUCCCAGAAGAGGAGGCGCGCUACUGGGCCAAGAAACUGGAGCAGCUGAAUGCCAUGCGCGACCAGGAUGAGUACUCCUUCCAAGAGGAACAGGAGAAGCCACUGUCAGCCCCCAGCAAUCAGUGCUGCAACUGGAAUUACUUCGGCUGGGGGGAACAGCAGAACGACGACCCUGACAGCGCGGUGGACGACCGUGACAGCGACUACCGCAGUGAAACCAGCAACAGCAUUCCGCCGCCCUAUUACACCACGUCCCAGCCCAAUGCCUCUGUCCACCAAUACUCCGUGCGUCCACCACCCCUGGGGUCCCGGGAGUCCUACAGCGACUCCGUGCACAGUUAUGAGGAGUUCUCGGAGACACGGGCCCUUAGCCCCACUGGCAGCAGCCGCUACGCCUCGUCGGGGGAGCUCAGCCAGGCAAGCUCACAGCUGAGUGAGGACUUUGAGCAGAGUUUGCGGGGCUCCGAGGUGGAGGACGAGCGAGACCGGGAUUCCUACCACUCGUGCCACAGCUCCGUGAGCUACAAGGACUCGCCACGCUGGGACCAGGAUGAGGAGGAUCUAGAGGAGGACCUGGAGGACUUCCUGGAGGAGGAGGAGGAAGAAGAGGAGGAUCUGGAGGAGGAGGAGGAAGAGGACGUGCCUGACGACAUAGACAGCUAUGCCCAGCACGCCGAGCCGGCUGUGGCCGAGCCCAAGGACUUCAAGCGCAUUAGCUUCCCGUCAGCCACUUCGGGGGAGAAGGACAAGGGCCCCGCCCUGCCCACCGAGGCUCCCGACAUGGCCAAGGCGCCCCCCAAGCCAAAGACGCCAGAGGAGGAGCCUGGAGCUGAGCAGGCGCCCGAGGUCGAGCCCCCCAAGGCUGAAGAGAGUUUCAGACCGCAAGAGGAGGAGGAAGGCCAGGAGGGUCAGGACUCCAUGUCCAGGGCCAAGGCCAACUGGCUGCGUGCCUUCAACAAGGUGCGGAUGCAGCUGCAGGAGGCCCGGGGCGAAGGCGAGAUGGCCAAGUCCCUGUGGUUCAAAGGCGGCCCCGGAGGUGGUCUCAUCAUCAUUGACAGCAUGCCGGACAUCCGCAAGAGGAAACCCAUCCCGCUCGUCAGCGACCUGUCCCUGGUCCAGUCCAGGAAAGCUGGCAUUACCUCUGCCUUGGCCUCCAGCACAUUGAACAAUGAGGAGCUGAAAAACCACGUCUACAAGAAGACGCUGCAAGCCUUAAUCUACCCCAUCUCCUGCACCACGCCGCACAACUUCGAGGUGUGGACGGCCACCACGCCCACCUACUGCUACGAGUGCGAGGGGCUGCUCUGGGGCAUCGCGCGGCAGGGCAUGCGCUGCACGGAGUGCGGGGUCAAGUGCCACGAGAAGUGCCAGGAUCUGCUCAACGCCGACUGCCUGCAGCGCGCCGCCGAGAAGAGCUCCAAGCACGGGGCCGAGGACCGCACGCAGAAUAUCAUCAUGGUGCUCAAAGACCGCAUGAAGAUCCGUGAGCGCAACAAGCCAGAGAUCUUCGAGCUCAUCCAGGAGGUGUUUGCCGUGACCAAGAGCGCACACACGCAGCAGAUGAAGGCCGUGAAGCAGAGCGUGCUGGACGGCACGUCCAAGUGGUCAGCCAAGAUCAGCAUCACGGUUGUCUGUGCCCAAGGCUUGCAAGCAAAGGACAAGACGGGCUCGAGUGACCCCUACGUCACGGUGCAGGUGGGCAAGACCAAGAAGCGGACCAAGACCAUCUAUGGGAAUCUCAACCCCGUGUGGGAGGAGAACUUCCACUUCGAAUGUCACAAUUCCUCCGACCGCAUCAAGGUGCGCGUGUGGGACGAGGACGAUGACAUCAAGUCGCGUGUAAAGCAGCGGUUCAAGAGGGAGUCGGAUGACUUCCUGGGCCAGACCAUCAUCGAGGUGCGGACGCUGAGCGGCGAGAUGGACGUGUGGUACAACCUGGACAAGCGAACUGACAAAUCGGCCGUGUCGGGUGCCAUCCGGCUGCACAUCAGCGUGGAGAUCAAGGGCGAGGAGAAAGUGGCCCCUUAUCAUGUUCAGUACACGUGCCUGCAUGAGAACCUAUUCCACUUUGUGACGGACGUGCAGAACAGUGGUGUGGUGAAGAUCCCAGAUGCUAAGGGCGACGACGCCUGGAAGGUUUACUAUGACGAGACGGCCCAGGAGAUUGUGGACGAGUUUGCCAUGCGCUACGGUGUAGAGUCCAUCUACCAAGCCAUGACCCACUUCGCCUGCCUCUCCUCCAAGUACAUGUGUCCUGGGGUGCCAGCCGUUAUGAGCACGCUGCUGGCCAACAUCAAUGCCUACUAUGCGCACACCACCGCCUCCACCAAUGUGUCUGCCUCCGACCGCUUUGCUGCCUCCAACUUCGGGAAAGAGCGCUUUGUGAAGCUUCUGGACCAACUACAUAACUCCCUGAGGAUUGACCUGUCCAUGUACCGGAACAACUUCCCAGCCAGCAGCCCAGAGAGACUGCAGGAUCUCAAGUCCACUGUAGACCUUCUCACCAGCAUCACCUUCUUCCGUAUGAAGGUCCAAGAACUGCAGAGCCCUCCUCGAGCAAGCCAAGUGGUAAAGGACUGUGUGAAAGCCUGCCUCAACUCCACUUAUGAGUACAUCUUCAACAAUUGUCACGAGCUGUACAGCCGAGAGUACCAGACGGAUCCGGCCAAGAAGGGGGAGGUACCCACAGAGGAGCAAGGCCCCAGCAUCAAGAACCUAGAUUUCUGGUCCAAGCUGAUUACCCUCAUAGUGUCCAUCAUUGAGGAAGACAAAAAUUCCUACACCCCCUGCCUCAACCAGUUUCCCCAGGAGCUGAACGUGGGCAAAAUCAGCGCUGAGGUGAUGUGGAAUCUGUUUGCCCAAGACAUGAAGUACGCCAUGGAGGAGCAUGACAAACACCGCCUGUGUAAGAGCGCGGACUACAUGAACCUCCAUUUCAAGGUCAAGUGGCUCUACAACGAGUACGUGGCUGAACUUCCUGCCUUCAAGGACCGUGUGCCUGAGUACCCCGCGUGGUUCGAGCCCUUUGUCAUCCAGUGGCUGGAUGAGAACGAGGAAGUGUCCCGGGAUUUCCUGCACGGAGCCUUGGAGCGUGACAAGAAGGAUGGGUUCCAGCAGACCUCAGAACACGCCCUGUUCUCCUGUUCCGUGGUGGACGUGUUCUCCCAGCUCAACCAGAGCUUCGAAAUCAUCAAAAAGCUCGAGUGCCCCGACCCGCAGAUCGUGGGUCACUACAUGAGGCGCUUCGCCAAGACCAUCAGCAAUGUGCUCCUGCAGUACGCCAACAUCAUCUCCAAGGACUUCGCCUCCUACUGCUCCAAGGAGAAAGAGAAAGUGCCGUGUAUCCUUAUGAACAACACCCAGCAGCUGCGAGUGCAGCUGGAGAAGAUGUUCGAAGCCAUGGGAGGGAAAGAGCUGGAUGCCGAGGCCAGCGACAUCCUGAAGGAGCUCCAAGUGAAACUCAACAACGUGCUGGACGCGCUCAGUCGUGUGUUCGCCACCAGCUUCCAGCCGCACAUCGAAGAGUGCGUCAAACAGAUGGGGGACAUCCUGAGCCAGGUGAAGGGCACAGGCAACGUGCCAGCCAGCGCCUGCAGCAGCGUGGCCCAGGACGCUGACAAUGUCCUGCAGCCCAUCAUGGACCUGCUGGACAGCAACCUGACCCUCUUCGCCAAAAUCUGCGAGAAGACGGUGCUGAAGCGGGUGCUGAAGGAGCUGUGGAAGCUGGUCAUGAACACAAUGGAGAAGACCAUCGUCCUCCCGCCCCUCACUGACCAGACGGGAACACAAAUGAUUUUUAACGCAGCCAAGGAGCUGGGCCAGCUGUCCAAACUGAAGGACCACAUGGUGCGAGAAGAAGCCAAGAGUCUGACCCCCAAACAGUGUGCGGUGGUCGAGCUGGCCCUGGACACCAUCAAACAAUACUUCCACGCCGGCGGCGUGGGCCUCAAAAAGACCUUCCUGGAGAAGAGCCCGGAUCUACAGUCCCUGCGCUACGCCCUGUCCCUCUACACGCAGGCCACCGACCUGCUCAUCAAGACCUUCGUGCAGACACAGUCGGCGCAGGGCUCAGGAGUGGAAGACCCUGUCGGCGAGGUCUCCGUUCAUGUGGAGCUCUUCACGCACCCUGGGACCGGGGAGCAGAAAGUUACGGUGAAGGUGGUGGCCGCCAAUGACCUCAAGUGGCAGACGUCCGGCAUCUUCCGGCCAUUCAUCGAGGUCAACAUCAUUGGGCCCCAGCUGAGCGACAAGAAGCGCAAGUUUGCCACCAAGUCCAAGAACAACAGCUGGGCCCCCAAAUACAACGAGAGCUUCCAGUUCUCCCUGAGCGCCGACGCGGGCCCCGACUGCUACGAGCUGCAGGUGUGCGUCAAGGACUACUGCUUCGCGCGCGAGGACCGCACGGUGGGGCUGGCGGUGCUGCAGCUGCGGGAGCUCGCCCAGCGCGGGAGCGCCGCCUGCUGGCUGCCGCUCGGCCGCCGCAUCCACAUGGACGACACGGGGCUCACGGUGCUGCGCAUCCUGUCGCAGCGCAGCAACGACGAGGUGGCCAAGGAGUUCGUCAAGCUCAAGUCCGACACGCGCUCGGCCGAGGAGGGCGGAGCCGCGCCUGCGCCGUAG
Messenger RNA from Ochotona princeps (American pika), 5085 nucleotides. RefSeq names its product unc-13 homolog A (gene UNC13A). NCBI's taxonomy places the organism in Eukaryota, Metazoa, Chordata, Mammalia, Lagomorpha, Ochotonidae. Gene Ontology annotation, biological process: synaptic vesicle maturation; synaptic vesicle priming; synaptic transmission, glutamatergic. The transcript is spliced from 39 exons. Bases 100 to 5085 code for a protein of 1661 amino acids. Gene Ontology annotation, cellular component: neuromuscular junction; terminal bouton; presynaptic active zone cytoplasmic component. Gene Ontology annotation, molecular function: phospholipid binding; syntaxin-1 binding; diacylglycerol binding. The record is from RefSeq and is a predicted model, not a curated record.